AUGAGGAUCGCCGGAGUUGCUGGAGAGAGAUGUACAGUUCGCCUGUGUUUUAUUCAGAUCUCACAUCUGGACCUCUUUGACAAAAUCUAUGGUUUUGGCCUUUUGGGGAGAGAUUACAGGUCGCAAUCACAGCUCGGGAAAUUUGUGGCAACCUUGUCAUUGCUGGAAUCCAUGGCUCUUGCAGGGAUCGAUAUUGUCAUAGCUUGUGAUGUUAGGUAUUGUACAGAGGAUUCAUUCUUCUCUGUGAAGGAGGUCAAUUUGGCAGUUAUUACUGAUCUCAGGAUGCUUCAAAGGCUUCCGGCGAUAGUUGGGUUUGGAAACGCCAUGGAAUUAGCCCUAACUAGCCGGAAGUUAUUGGGGCCGGAGGCUUCAAGAAAGGAGGGAUAG
Messenger RNA from Macadamia integrifolia, 387 nucleotides. RefSeq names its product delta(3,5)-Delta(2,4)-dienoyl-CoA isomerase, mitochondrial-like. The coding region runs from base 1 to 387 and encodes 128 amino acids. Gene Ontology annotation, cellular component: peroxisome. The transcript has 3 exons. Gene Ontology annotation, molecular function: delta(3,5)-delta(2,4)-dienoyl-CoA isomerase activity. The record is from RefSeq and is a predicted model, not a curated record. Lineage: Eukaryota; Viridiplantae; Streptophyta; Magnoliopsida; Proteales; Proteaceae.